AUGUCCAAGCAGGAGAGCGACACGGCGAAGAAGUCGUCGACGGAAGACGACGAGCCUGAUGACUGGGACAAGCGCAUCUUCAGCACGGGUUGCGCAGACGAGAAUGCCAAGUUGACAGAUUGCUAUUUCGAGAAGAAGGACUGGCGGCAGUGUACGGCCGAGAUGGAGCAUUUCAAGAGCUGUUGGAAGCAGCAGGGCAACGAUCGCCGGACGGACGCAAAGGAUGCGUGA
This is a messenger RNA of Colletotrichum abscissum, 231 nucleotides long. RefSeq lists its product as uncharacterized. The record is from RefSeq and is a predicted model, not a curated record. Lineage: Eukaryota; Fungi; Ascomycota; Sordariomycetes; Glomerellales; Glomerellaceae. Bases 1 to 231 code for a protein of 76 amino acids. The transcript is spliced from 4 exons. Gene Ontology annotation, cellular component: mitochondrial intermembrane space. Gene Ontology annotation, biological process: mitochondrial respiratory chain complex IV assembly.